Molecule: messenger RNA, 1999 nt
Organism: Tetranychus urticae (two-spotted spider mite)
Lineage: Eukaryota; Metazoa; Arthropoda; Arachnida; Trombidiformes; Tetranychidae
Product: toll-interacting protein B
Biological process (GO): ubiquitin-dependent protein catabolic process
Cellular component (GO): cytoplasm
Molecular function (GO): ubiquitin conjugating enzyme binding; ubiquitin binding
Source: RefSeq, a predicted model, not a curated record
GUUUGCCUAUUAUUCUCGAGAUCGGGUGGAUAAAUAAUCGAUAUUGAAAGCAAUUCCAAUCAUAUCAAUCAAUAGUUUUACCCGAAAUAACCACAUGAAAUGAACAUGGUGAAUCUGACAUCAUUCUGUUUUAAGAGUCAAUCUGACAUGAGUGAAUGAGUUGCUUUAAGUGUGACAUCCUUGAAUUUCCCUGUUUCUACUUAUUUGUUCACUGCCACCAACAACACGCAUCUACCUACAUUGUUUUAUUUCAUCCACUCAUUGUUUUAAUAUAAAUUGUUUCUCUCUUUAAUAUGUUAUCCUUUUUGUUUACCUGAUCUUAAUUUUUUUACUGUUUCUUUAGACAUCAAGUGAUACUUAAAGAUACCUUGAAUUAAAAGUUGUUUACAUCAGAAUAAAAAAUGUCAUCAAUAAGUGAAAUUUAUACAGAUCAACCUCAGAGGCGAUUUCAACGUGAUCGUGUUAUGCUUCAGCUUCCAAAUGAUUUCCUUCGAUUGGAUAGUGAUUUACGCGAGCCCGAGAGGCAUAUUAAUCUUGACCAGGAGGCAGCUCUUGCCUUACAACAUCAAUAUACCAACUAUAACGGUUUUACCGACAACAUUAAGGGUAAACUUGUGAUUACUGUGGUUGAAGCUAAAUUGGUUAAAAAUUAUGGCGUUACUCGGAUGGAUCCUUAUGUGCGUUUAAGAUUAGGCCAUCAAAUCUAUGAAACUAGAACCUGUUAUAAUGGAGCAAAAAAUCCAAGAUGGAACCGUAUUUUUCAUUGUUCCCUACCAAAUGGUGUUGAUACCAUUCACAUUGAGUUGUAUGAUGAAUGUGCAUUCACAAUGGAUGAAAAAAUAGCAUGGGCUGAAUAUAAAAUUCCAAGUCAGAUAUUUACUGGAGAAACAGUUGAACAUUGGAUUCCAUUAGAUGGCAAACAAGGUGAAAGUAGAGAAGGAACAAUUUGCUUGAUUCUUUCAUUUGCACCAAUUUCCAGAUUGAUUGGCCAACAACCGCGAAUAGCUUAUGUAAAUUAUAAUCAGCAGCCACAGAUGGUCAUUCCAGUUAAUCAGCAAAUAGUCCAACAGCAACAACAGCCAGUUCAAGUUACCAUCACAGAAGAAGAAGUUGACCAAAUUCAAGAAAUGUUUCCAAAUGUUGACCGCGAAGUUAUUAGAAGCAUUUUGGAAGAUCAAAAUGGGAACAAGGAAAGAACAAUUAAUGCAUUGAUUCUGGUUAACAGUGAUUAAUUUGUUUGGAAUAUUUCUAUUUUUCAAAAUAAUAUUCUUUUGUCUUUUCGACAAACUCUCUUUACCUCUUUUACCUCUUCUCUCGUGCCAUUUACAUUUUACCAUGAAAACGUGAAAACAGAUUUUAGCGAAGAUUUCCAGUUAUCUGUGAGUUCCCAUAAUUUGCAUAAGUUGAUUUGAUUGGUAAUGGACCAAGAUUGUCACCAAGCGAUUCACCAAAAUUUUGAAUAUCCACAUAAUCGGACACAGUCAUCAUAUCAGCUCAUUUUAUUGCCAUGGAAUGCCAGGUUUUCACAAACAUUUCAACUCUAAACAGCUGCCAGUUGAAUCGGCUUCAAUAUCCAUGGAUUAUUUGAUAUUAGUGUUUUAAAUCAUCUGCAGUUAAAUACAGUCAAAUCUCCAAUAAUGUCCUGUAGUAAUGGUGACCGAGUAAGCAUUGAUUACAAUUUUAUUCAGUUAAAUACUUGGAUUUUAAGUUGCGUUUUGACAUUAUAUCAGAAUUGUUUCCUUUAAUACUCACAAUCACAAAAUUAGGAUUACAUUUGAUAAUUAUUAAAGGCUAUUUUCCCUGAAUAUUAAGUGAAAAUAUUAAGGAUGUUAAUCCCACGACGAGACAUUGUGAGAGGUUUGAGUCAAACCGUCUGACUGUAUAUCUUUUGAUUGUGACGCUUUUAUUUCGAGAAUAUCCAAAGUGUCUUGAGAUGUUCAUUGUACCGAUUAUCACUGAAUCAAUCUCAAUUAAAAUUUCCAACCGUUGUUUUCUGUAA